UAACAAAGCCCUCCACCCUACUAUUCACCUCAGAAGACUUCAAAUCUAAAGAUGAGCGCUGCUAUGUAGUUUUUAAAUCACUUUAAAGUCGGUUUAACGAGUCAAAAAGCUCCGUUUCGCUGUUUUUCGUACUGUUUCUGCGGUGAGACGUUCACGAACACUCAGAUGUUUCAGUAACGCUGCGUUAGCUGCUGCUGCUGGUGGCUGCCUACUUCCUGAUUUCCCCGCAACAGAUGAAAACGACUGAUUGACUGGAGCCAAAACACAGCAGCAUCGACGGCUCAUUUUGUGUGUGUGCGUGUGUCCUGGUUAUCACAAGAAGAGCUCCGGGUUUUAACUUCACCUCCUGUUUUUUGAGGAGUGUCCCAGCCGCUCCGCUUCGUCGCCGUGAUGGUGGAGACUCCAGCCGGCUGUCUGUUUGAAGACAUCCAGUAUGAAGACAUCCAAGUCGAAGCGGCGGUCGGCAGAGGGACGUUCGGCGUCGUCUUUAAGGCCAUCUGGAAAGGAAAGGAUGUAGCCAUCAAAACCAUCGAGAGCGAGAAUGAGAGGAACGCUUUCCUCGUCGAGCUCCGGCAGCUCUCUCGGGUGAAUCACCCGAACAUCGUGAAGCUGUACGGCUCCUGUGACAAUCCAGUCUGUCUGGUCAUGGAGUACGCAGAGUGUGGCUCCUUGUAUAACCUCCUGCACAGCGCAGACCCCCAGGCUCACUACACGGCGGCGCACGCCAUGAGCUGGUGUCUGCAGUGUGCACAGGGAGUCGCAUAUCUGCACGCCAUGAAGCCCAAAGCCCUAAUCCACCGAGACCUCAAACCGCCAAAUCUGCUGCUGGUGGCUCGUGGGACCGUGCUGAAGAUCUGUGACUUUGGAACAGCGUGUGACAUUCAGACGUACAUGACCAAUAACAAAGGAAGUGCCGCCUGGAUGGCUCCGGAGGUGUUCGAAGGCAGUAACUACAGUGAGAAGUGUGACGUGUUCAGUUGGGGAAUCAUCCUGUGGGAGGUCAUCACACGCAAGAAGCCCUUUGACGAGAUCGGCGGCUCGGCGUUCUGUAUCAUGUGGGCCGUGCACAGAGGUACGCGUCCUCCUCUCAUCAAAGACCUCCCUGAGCCCAUCGAGAGUCUGAUGACCCGCUGCUGGGACAAAGAACCGAGUCAGAGACCGUCCAUGGAGGAGGUGAAGAACACCAUGAGCAACCUCAUGAAGUACUUCCCGGGCUCUGAUGAACCUCUCAAGCUCUCUCAUCAGUCGUCAGACGACAGGAGCAGCUCGUCAUCGGCCACCAGCACAGGCUCGUACGCUGACUACACCUUCAACAGUAACCGGAGCGACGACAACUCAGAGCACAGAAACUCAACGGGACGAGAGGAAACGCUCAAGAGUUUCGAGGCCAAAUUUCCACUUCAGUUCAAACCUUCAAAGACAGCCACUCUGCGUACCGGUCUGUCCAGAGUCUCAAGUGUAGAGAGCCAACCAGGACGCUCCCAGAGCCCCACACACUGCACCAGCCCUGUGACCACCAGCGGCCAAUCAGAGCUGAGGAUGACCUUCAGCCCCCCAGCCACAAACGGUUUGGACAGCUCCAUUCCCCUGGCCUACCUGAAACUGGAUCAUCAGUUACAGCCUCUGGCUCCGUGUCCGAACUCCAAAGAGUCGAUGGCCGUGUUCGAGCAGCACAUCAGGAUGGCUCAGGAGUACCUCAAGGUCCAGUCCGAGAUCUCUCAGCUUGUUCGGAGGAAACAGGAGCUGAUGUCCGAGCUGGAGCAGGACCAGAGGGAGCAGCAGACCUCAUCCAGACUCAUCCAGGAGCACAGCAAGCUGCUGGAGGACAACAGCAGCCUGUCAACCCAAGCUCAGGGCUUAAAGAGCAAGCUGAGCAUGAUCAAGAGUAAGAACCAGCACCACAGCUAGGACAGGUGGUCCACGUUUCCUCUUCCGUUUUUUUUUUUUUUUUAAACUUCUGAAGGAUGAGAGGAUUCACUCCAUGAACUGACUGUAAAGGGAGGACAACCCAGAAAUCAUGAGGAAACAGAACUAAGAAGAAAGUGUCAAGAAAACAUUAGAAUCACAGCGUUUUGUCUUCAAUUAGAGGCUUAAGAGUUACAAUGGCAUUUCAAUUUUCCACAUUUGUGUAAUGAAAUAUAAACUUAGUGAUGAUAAGGCAGCUUGAAAAAAAAAAAAACCCAAGGCCUCUCAUUAGCCGUUUUCACAUAUACACUCCUGAACAUAUCUAGGUAAUUGCAGGAGGACUGCUCCGGAGAUUCUCCUGAUCUGGCUGUUCACAUAUACUCACAGCGGGAGACUAUCCCUGUCAGAGGGAAGUAUCAGAGUCCGCUAUACAAUGAUAUAAUGAGAAUAUUUGUCUUAUAUCACUGCUAUGUAUAGUUCAACAGAAUCACAAUCUGAACUAAAGAGUGGAGAAGAACAUACUGGAGAACAGAAAACAUAAUGCAGCAGGUUCAUUAGAGCACAGAGAUCGUAGCGGUCGCAUGCAGACACUUUAUGCACCGUGCAGCAGUAACAGAAUAGAAACGUCACUGCCCCUCCUAUUGGCUCGAGGUAAAUUCUCCUGAUUAUAUCCUGCUGCGUUCACACAUGCAGCUCCUCCGGGAAAUAGCUGGAGAUUUUCAGGAGUUUUCUGCCAGUAUGAAAGCCCUAACUAACAGGAACAAAUAGAUUUGGAUAAUUGCUUCAAGUAAACUUUCUCCAUCACAACUACUAAACGUUGUUGUUUUUGUCACUGUCAGUCUCUCGUCAGCUGUCUGAUCUAAUAACACCAAAAAGGCCCAAAACAUAACUCUAAAAAAAAAAAGAAAACCAGUAUUAUAACUUGACUUUUGAAUACAUUUGACCUCCUUUGGUUGUCUCCAGGUAAAUGAAAGUAUUGGGAUGUGACAAACCACAUCCUCCCUGCUCCUCGCUAAAAGGAUGAUGUGGUUCCUUUUAAACGGUCUAAUCUUUCCUGAUGGUGUCGCUGUGGUGAGACCAAAGACAUUCACUCGGAUUGUGACCCUGAAAUGGACGGGAACGGUAUAUUUCCUUGUGGCCUUCUAAUAUCUAUUUUUACCAUGUAGUCUUUGUUGAGAUGUUGAGCUGUAUCUACAAGUGUCCUUUGUAAAUUCACAUGUUUAUAUAUCCAGUGAAUCGCGCCUGUUUGAUUGUGUUUGAUGAAAAGAGGGAAGGCGUCUUUUUAGCCCAUUAAGACUGUGAACACGAGACAAACCAAAGGGAGUGUGCUGCAGAAGACAGAACAGAUGUGUGCAGAGGUGUGUGUUUUUUUUUUAAAUUAGCCUUGCAGAUGUUUUGUUUUUAAAUGUUCAUUUAUUCACUUUUUUCCCCCACAGUUAUAUCUCACAGGAUUGUAUUCACAUUACUUUGCACUGCACUUGUUCUGUUUCAUCACAUCUGCAUGUUUUGUAUUCACACUUGAGUUUUCUGUGGAUUUCUUUACUUUAACAUGUUAGUUCAGGCGUCGCCUUCUUGUACAGAUCUUUUUUUUUUUUUUAAUCUCAGUUUAUUGUAUGAAAACUUUCGAUUGAAGCCCUGUGAUUCCUGCAACAUUUUUCGUGUCAUUUUAAAUGUACAGACUGCAGUUAAGUGCUUUUAGAAAAAAAAGUAAAGAAACUAUUUUAUAGCA
Molecule: messenger RNA, 3634 nt
Organism: Labrus mixtus (cuckoo wrasse)
Lineage: Eukaryota; Metazoa; Chordata; Actinopteri; Labriformes; Labridae
Product: mitogen-activated protein kinase kinase kinase 7-like
Exons: 14
Coding region: 391-1908 (505 amino acids)
Biological process (GO): positive regulation of canonical NF-kappaB signal transduction; JNK cascade; protein phosphorylation
Molecular function (GO): MAP kinase kinase kinase activity; magnesium ion binding; ATP binding
Source: RefSeq, a predicted model, not a curated record